GCAGGAAGCGGAAGUGGCCGUCGUGGGCUGUGCAGCCCGCAAGGGCGGAAGUGGCUGUCCGGGGAGAGCCCAGCGUGCAGAUGGCGGGCGCCGGGCGCCGAAUGGCUUGCCCCGCGAGGUUGGCGGGGCCCGGGCGCCCGGGGCAGCCGCAGGAGCGGCGACACCAGCCGCGAGGCAAGCAGCGCUCGGGACCAAGGCCCGGGCCGCGCAGCAAAGGAAAGAAGAAAGUGAAUUGUAAGCCCAAGAACCGGGACGAACAGGAAAUCCCUUUCCGGCUCCGAGAGAUAAUGAGGAGCCGCCAGGAGAUGAGAAACCCCAUCAGCAACAAGAAGAGGAAGAAAGAGGCCCAGGUGGCCUUCAGAAAGACAAUGGAGAAGGAAGCAAAGGGACUGGAGCCAGAUAUCACUGUCCCCAAGUUCAGGCAGAGGAAGUGGGAGUCCAGUGGAGCCUACAUCCAGCGCAUGGAGCAAGAGGCCCAGCACGUGCUGUUCCUUAGCAGGAACCAGGUGGACCGGCAACCCGAGGUGCUGGAAGCUACCAAGAAAGAGAAAUCAGAGCGGAAGAAAGCGUUCCAGAAGCGGCGACUGGAUAAAGUCCGGCAGAAAAGGGAGGAAGAGGCAGCAGAAAGGCUGGAGCGAGAGCUGCUCCAAGACACGGUGAGGUUUGGCGAGGUUGUCCUGCAGCCCCCCGAGCUGACCGCCAAGCCCAGGAUGCGCGUGAGCAAGGGCCAGCCUGGCAGGCAAUCUCUGAUGCUGAGAACGCUUCUGAACCCCAGCAGUGUGUCUCAGCCUCCAGCCACCUCGCUGGCCCGCCAACGGAUCAUUGGGGAGGAGAGAGAACGGGCUGUGCAGGCCUACAGAGCACUGAAGGAGCUGCAGCGGCGGGGGGCUCAGCCACCCUGCCUCCCUUCUGGGAAGAAGCCAAAGAUAUGCCUGUGACAGCAAGAGAUGGGGGCUGUCGCACCUGGGUGGUCGAGGCAGCCCUGUGGCCUGCAGCCGAGCCCUUUGCCUGGAGCGUACCCUGGGCCGAGGCGAGGGCUCCAGGUCUGUGCUCCCCCUUGCUUUCUCCCCUAAAAAGUGACCACCCACCAGCCUGUGUCAUGCAGGCUGUCUGAUGUCCCUUACAUGGGGUUGAGCCAGUUGGGCAUACCUACCAUUGUCCCAAGCCUAGUGUUACGGCUUUGUUCUGGACACACAGUUCCGACUUGACUCAACCCAGGGCCAUUUUAGGGAGAGCCAAUCCCAUAAUCCUGUCCCUAAAUGCCAAUGCAUUGUAGACACAGCAAUUUAGGUCCAGUAAGUGGAUGAUGGAGACUGCCAGGGUCAACGGUGCAGGUACAGCGCAGCUGGCAGCCCCAGCCCGACCGACCCAGGGUGAGGGCGUCAGCAUCUCCACCACUCAGACUGCAGUGCUGAGGCAGGUGGGGUCCGCCCAGGCUGUGGUUCGGAUGUGGAGGCUGAUGGCGACACCCACACCAAGAGGGUUGGGGUUUGAUCCUUAUGCCACCCAGGUCUCAGGGGAGACCAGGUUUAGGAUGGCUCAACAGCAAGGGCAAGGUCCUGCUCUGGGUCCUUCGUGUUAGGGGGUAUGUGCUGGAGUCCAGCUCCAGCGAGUCCAGGAGUCCCUGAGGGAUGGACGGUGUCGGCGACUGAAUGGAUGAGGACACAGACACUGGCAAAGCUGAGCCUGGCCUUUAAUGAAAAGUAGCAGCCUGAUUAUAUACUCUGUGAUUACAUGAAGUACAGAUAUGAAUCAUUUAAUUGACACACAGUAUGGUUACAUGAGUCUGGAGAAUGAGGUACAUCGUUUGGCAGGUCUUAGCAGUUAACUUGUUUCUAAGUAAGCUUUGUUCUUAGUUAUUGCGGCCAGAAAAUAUUACAAAGGUUAAGUAGGUGCCAGACUCUUGGAAUCUAAAGUUCACUAUUCUAUUUUUUUAAGUAAUUAUAUUUUUAUUCUCAUGCUUUCAUAUCUAUACUCCCAUUCUUCAUCUCUGGUAGGAAAGAAAGAGGCUCUAAAAGAACACGAUGACCUUCUGGCAGGCAGGGACAAAUUUUAUGGACUGUGCCUCACACCCAUUUUCAGUAAGACUGGAGAUUUUUCUGAGCUGGUUAGGUAAUGCCCUGUUGUCAUGUGUUUUAUAGUUUGCCAGUUGUUCUCUGGCAGGCUAGCCACAGAAUAUCAUUUGUUCUCUGUACCCACCUGCCACCAUUAAUUGAAUAUGUCAUUUGGAGGCCAGGUAGGGGCAGGGGAAGGGACCUUGACCCAGGUAAAUUUUCCGUAUCUUUUUUUCCCAUAAGCUUGCGUCCAGUUCUCAUGGGGGUCUCACUCUCCCAUCAUCGGGGGUAGUCACAAGGGCAGUAGUGAUUUUUUCCAAUUUCCUUUAGGGCCAGCACUCAAAAUUUUCAGGGAGAAUUGGAUAUGGCCUCUUCCCUGAAGGGGCAGCUUGAAUUGAAACCGAAAUAGGCAAAUUUAUUAGAAGGGGCAUUUCGAGCAGGAGGGAAAUCGGUGCUCCUCUGGGAAGGCCACUGUGCAGCCCCUUCCAUCCUGCUCCCAACAGGUGCUAGGUUCCCGCCAAUGCCAGGGCCUGCAGGGUUUGAACCUCCCCACUGGCACCAAGGCGGGAGCAGCCAGGUGUUAUCUGACCUGGGGUACAGGUGAAAGGUGGGGAGGCUCCAAAGCUUUUGGAAAUUCAACAGCAAGGAGGAGGGCCACAGUUGAGAAGGCCCAGCCCAGUCCCAGCAGGGCAGCCCUCAAGAGUGUGUGGAGACUGGUGGGUCCUGGGGAUCCCUUUGCCCUUCCCAGAGUUUGUAUCUACAAGGAAGCUUAUUUUCCAAUUAAACAUUUAAACUGAGGAA
Manis javanica (Malayan pangolin) is the source of this 2855-nucleotide messenger RNA. RefSeq names its product coiled-coil domain containing 137 (gene CCDC137). Gene Ontology annotation, cellular component: nucleus. The record is from RefSeq and is a predicted model, not a curated record. Lineage: Eukaryota; Metazoa; Chordata; Mammalia; Pholidota; Manidae.